AUGGUCAUGCAGACCAAGGCGCUAGCGGUAGGGAAAGAGGCCGGCGUGCCUAAGUCUGUGUUCUCGGCUAUGUACACUUUUAGGAGAGGGUUCAUCUGUCGCCAUGCGCUGUCCUGCCGUCGCAACAUCUGA
Messenger RNA from Phytophthora nicotianae INRA-310, 132 nucleotides. RefSeq lists its product as hypothetical. Bases 1 to 132 code for a protein of 43 amino acids. The record is from RefSeq and is a predicted model, not a curated record. The transcript has a single exon. NCBI's taxonomy places the organism in Eukaryota, Oomycota, Peronosporomycetes, Peronosporales, Peronosporaceae.